AUGACUGCUUUGUUCCAAGACAUGAUAAACAAAGAAAUGGAAGUCUACGUGAAUGACAUGAUCUUCAAGUCUCGCAUGAUUGAAGGACACUUCGAAGACCUCAAGAAGCUCUUCGACAAGUUAGAAAAGUUCAAGCUCCGUCUCAAUCCGCAAAAAUGUGUAUUUGGGGCAACCGGAGGCAAGUUGUUAGGCUUCAUUAUCAGCGAAGAUGGUAUUCGGGUGGAUGAGACCAAGACUAAGGCAAUCAUUGAAAUGCCACCACCCAAGACUGAAAAAGAAAUUCGGGAGUACGCGAACCAGAUCCAUGCGCCCGCUUCCGAACUCUAUAACUUGACAUCACCAUGGCCCUUCUCUAUAUGGGGAUUGGACAUCAUCGGCAAGGUUAGCCCCAAAGCAUCAAACGGGCAUGAAUACAUCCUGGUGGCAGUAGAUUACUUCACCAUAUGGAUAGAGGCAACAUCAUUCACCACCAUCAUAGCCUCUCACGUGGUCAAGUUUAUGAAGAACAACAUCAUUAGCCGAUAUGGGAUCCCUCAUGCCAUCAUCACAGACAACGGAACUCCGUUCGUCAAUAAAAGGAUGGUCGAUUUCCUCGAUAAGUUCAAGAUUCAACACCACCGAUCAAGCCCCUAUCGUCCUCAAAUGAAUGGCGGGGUCGAAGCUGCAAACAAAACUAUCAUCCGCAUACUGGAGAGGAUUGUGAAGACAUAUCGUGAUUGGUCAGAAAUGCUUCCCUACGCACUCUGGGCCUAUCAAACGUCUGUACGGUCUGCUAUAGGCGCAACUCCAUAUGAGCUCGUAUAUGGAAUGAAAGCAGUGCUGCCAGUCGAAAUCAAAAUCCCAUCACUACGGAUACAGCUGGAAAGUGAGGUCGAGGAAGGCGAAUGGCAAUAA
Magnolia sinica is the source of this 894-nucleotide messenger RNA. RefSeq lists its product as uncharacterized. Gene Ontology annotation, biological process: DNA integration. Lineage: Eukaryota; Viridiplantae; Streptophyta; Magnoliopsida; Magnoliales; Magnoliaceae. Bases 1 to 894 code for a protein of 297 amino acids. The record is from RefSeq and is a predicted model, not a curated record. The transcript has 2 exons. Gene Ontology annotation, molecular function: nucleic acid binding.